Messenger RNA from Colossoma macropomum (tambaqui), 2496 nucleotides. It is a transcript of the gene gas1b, whose product is annotated as growth arrest-specific 1b. Gene Ontology annotation, biological process: regulation of cell cycle. Lineage: Eukaryota; Metazoa; Chordata; Actinopteri; Characiformes; Serrasalmidae. The transcript has a single exon. Bases 298 to 1230 code for a protein of 310 amino acids. The record is from RefSeq and is a predicted model, not a curated record.
CAGCGGCUACCUUCUCUGGAGAAAACGAUGGAUUCCAGAAGCUGAUGGAUGUUAGGAGGACGACAGACUUCGUAUAGGGAGAGAAGUUGAACCCUCGGUAGAAAACAAGGGCGGGGGGAACAAAAGUGGGAAGCCGCAGCAGGACGUUCACUACAACAUGGAUGUGAGUUGACAGUGGAAAAAGAAACAGUUUAAGAUGCGGUCUGAUUUUGCUGUGAAGCCAGAGGCACCGUGAAGUUGAGAAAUCUCUCAAUGUUUGGAGCUAGACCCUGGAACAUGCCAAAGAUUAUAACAUAGAUGCUACUUUUAACUAAUAUUAUUAUGUAUGUAGGCUUUUCUCAGGGGUCCCAGCCUCGCUCCUGUGUAAAGCCUUCAUUCAUGGCUAACGUUAACAUUAUUUUCCGCGAUAACGUAAAUCGCUGGUGCCUGUUGACUGACUGGCUGCUGACUUGGACUGUGGCCUUGGUGCUGGUGUGCAACGUUACUUUCACGGUUGUCGCUGCCUCUCCUAACUCUGGGCAUCCUCUGCUGUGCUGGCAGGCCGUGCUGCAGUGUCAGGCUGAGCCCGAAUGCCGCUACGCUUACGCUCAGUACGCGCAGGCGUGUAGCUCCGUUUUACGCGGGCGCCGGCACUCGUGCCCGAGCCACUGCGUUUCUUCGCUCGUGCAGCUGAACAUGACGGCGGACGGGCCGGCGCUCGAGCGCUGCGAGUGCGCGCGCGAUGCGGCGUGCAGCGGCGCCAAACGUGCCAUCGAGCCGUGCUUGCCGAGGACGAGUGGCGCGGGCGCCGGAGGGUGCACAGAGGCGCGCCGUGAGUGCGAGCGCGACGCUCAAUGCGCCGCAGCGGUGCGGGACUACCUGCAACAGUGUCGCGGGCUCCUCGGAUCCACAGGAAGUGGCCGCGAGGGGGCGUGCACGGACGGCUGCCGGCGAGUGAUAGCGCACAUGCGCGCCAUGCCCAAAGCGCGCCCGCUGGACACGUGCGUGUGCGACGGCGCCGAAAGGACAAUCUGCGAGUACGUAAAGGCCAGCAUGAGGAUGCUGUGCUUCGGCUCGAGUGACGCUUUGUACGCGGGUAGCGGCUUUUUCUCGGACGACGAGGACGAUCUCGACGGUGACGACGAGGAGGAGGACUACGAGGUAGAGGAGGAGAACGAGGCACACGUUUGUUGCGGGAACUUUGUUUUGGUGGCUGCGGCCACUUUAUCAGUUAUAACGCACGUUCACUGAAUCUUUGCCAAAUCCCAGUUGUGGGAGAUGGAGCUUGGAUUAGUUCCUAGUUUUGUGCUCAGUUUGGCUAAACUCUCUGCUCUUCAUCUCUGUUGGACUGGAGACAUUGUUGGCUUGUUAGAGCACAUAUUGUAACUCACUGUGAAAAAGCUGACAACCUACUUAGUAACCAAUGAUGGAGGAAGUAAAAUUGAAAGUGUUAAGAAACGCACGACUUUCACUAUUAAUAAACUCUGAAUAAUAAAGGUGCCAAAAAGGGUGCUGGGGUGAUGCUAUAGAAGAAUUACUUUUGGUUCCCCCAAGAACCUUUCAAUUGAGUGGUUUCUACUGGGCUUUUAAAAAGAACAAUCCAUUGAAAGAGUCUUUAUGGAAUUAAAAGUGGUUCCUCGAUGACAUUGCUCCAAAGAACCUUUUUUGACACCUUAAAUUUUAAAAGUGUAACACCACAACUUAGCAACAUACACCCCCUGACAAUGUGCCUUUUGAUGUAUAGCAGUGGUUUUCAGUCCUGGCCAUGGAAUACCUCUACCCUGCAUAGUUUAGUGGACUCUUUUCCCUGCUGCAAUAUACCUGGAUCAGCCCAGGAAGGGCCUUUUAAAUAUGUUACAUAUGUUGCUGUGCACUUCACACACUGGUAGAUCAUAAUAAUUUCUUGGCAUAGCCUAUGUAGCGCUUCAUAAAUGUGAAACGUUUUGGACACACAUCAACCUUAAAGUUUUCACCCCGUAACCUCUGAACUCUUGAUGACAGAAUUCCUGCGCUGAGGUCAAUUCCUGCAAACUGCGAGCUUAAAUUUCACAUCAGCAAGUUAUCAAAAUUCAGCACAGCAAUUUGUUAACACAUGCAGACCCAAGUGUCUUUAUCACAGAGGAGAAGAAACAGUAUAUCAGCUGGGUACUUUUUGUCUGCUAUCUGAUGAAUGAGACGGUUUCAUAAACACCAAAUCAUUCUGCGAAUACUUUUUUGGCAUACUAUUUACAGUAAGAGAUUUUGAACAUAGUCUAAAAUGUGCUGGAUAAGGCUACUCCAGAGCCAGAUUUGAAAACCCAUGGUGUAGAGACUUAGAUGAACCACCAGAGAUUAAAUUAUUAUGAUUGAGAGAACUGUUAUAUUAAAUGGGCUUAUGUGCUCCCAUAUAAGAUGAAAUGCAAAAGGGAAGUCUAUUUUUGUAUGCCACAUAAGCAGAUUUGUACACAAGAAUUGCAAUUGUAGUUUUGUGAUAUUCCUAUGCUAUAUGAAAUAUGGUAAUGUUUUCUCUUUCUGACU